Eutrema salsugineum is the source of this 914-nucleotide messenger RNA. Its product is annotated as photosynthetic NDH subunit of lumenal location 3, chloroplastic. The coding region runs from base 75 to 737 and encodes 220 amino acids. Gene Ontology annotation, cellular component: photosystem II oxygen evolving complex; extrinsic component of membrane; photosystem II. The record is from RefSeq and is a predicted model, not a curated record. NCBI's taxonomy places the organism in Eukaryota, Viridiplantae, Streptophyta, Magnoliopsida, Brassicales, Brassicaceae. Gene Ontology annotation, molecular function: calcium ion binding. Gene Ontology annotation, biological process: photosynthetic electron transport chain; photosynthesis. The transcript has 3 exons.
AUUAACGGAUAAAAACCGAAAACAACUCCAAGAACAGAAGCAGCUGACACCUAAAGCUCUCCUCUGUAACUACAAUGGCUCACUUCGUAGACCUAAACAGUCUCACCAACAUUUUACCGUCGAUACCGAAACUACCUCAGAGUCGGAAAACCGGAAAAUCCAGCGGGUUUGUAUGCAGGAAAAGCGGAGAAUUUCAAGAACCGGAUUCGGUACAGCUCACAAGACGGAUGACAUUGGGAUUUGCUGUCUCUAUAGGACUAACUGGCACUUUCGGCAUAAAUAAUACUUCUUUGGCACAAGACAAUGGGUUUUGGAUCGAUGGUCCUCUUCCAAUUCCUCCUAUCUACAACAAUAUAACAAACGAGCAGACGGGAACGAGGUCGUUCUUGAAGAAAGGAGUGUAUGUAGCAGAUAUCGGGACAAAAGGAAGAAUGUAUAGAGUUAAAAAGAAUGCUUUUGAUCUGUUAGCAAUGGAGGAUUUGAUCGGACCAGAUACUUUAAACUACGUUAAGAAGUACUUGAGGCUUAAAUCCACCUUUUUGUUCUACGAUUUCGACAACCUCAUCUCUGUUGCUGCCUCUCAAGACAAGCAACCUCUCACUGAUUUAGCCAACAGGUUGUUCGAUAACUUUGAAAAGCUUGAAGAUGCAGCUAAGACAAAGAACUUAGCUGAGACAGAAUCGUGUUAUAAAGAUACUAAGUUUCUUCUUCAAGAGGUUAUGACCAGAAUGGCGUGAACCCGGUUUGGUUUUCAUUGGAGAUCAUAUCAUGGUUGUCAGCUCUAUUGUCAUUAAAUGUAAUACUGUAUAAGCCAACAAAACAAAUACUGAGAUCUAGUAAAAAACAAAUUGUAAUAUAGACCUACAUAUGAUUCAAGUUUAAAACGAAGAAUUGGAUUUUGAUGUGAAAAUCAA